Molecule: messenger RNA, 1591 nt
Organism: Mangifera indica (mango)
Lineage: Eukaryota; Viridiplantae; Streptophyta; Magnoliopsida; Sapindales; Anacardiaceae
Exons: 3
Coding region: 125-1246 (373 amino acids)
Biological process (GO): male meiosis II
Source: RefSeq, a predicted model, not a curated record
CUGCUCCCACCACUUCCAUUAUCAUCAAGACUCCAACGUUCCUUUUUUUCAAAAACCGUUGGAGCCCAAAUCGAUUUUAAAACACUCUCAGAUCUUCCAGUUUCGCCAUUAACAAACCCUUUUCAUGGGGUGCUUUCUGGGCUGUUUUGGGUUUUCUUCCAAGAGAAAACGUCGAAAACCGGCCAAUAAAGUCUUACCUGGAGACCCUAAACAUGGCAGUUAUGAGCCUCUGGAUUCAUCAGUUUCUACCCGUUUUGACAUUACAGAGAACCCCGCAAGCUCAGAUUGUCAUCAGCUCAGCAAUAGGAUAAAAAUUGGGAAGAAAGUAAGCUUUAAUCUGAACAUUCAGACUUAUGAGCCUCUUUCAAAAGAUGAAACGAGAUACCAUUUAUCUGACAGCGAUGGAGAGGAAGAAAAAGAGAAAAAUGGUGCAGAAACAGAAAAAGUGGACUUCUUUACUGUCUCUGAAGGGAAUUCAACUACGUUGAAAACGGGUUCAUUUCCUCCUAAUUAUAGAUACCAGAAUUUGACAGACAGCUAUGAAGGUGAAGAUGAAGAUGAUUUUGAAUACAGCGAAAGUGAUUUGGAUAUCAAUGGUGAUGAGGAGGAGGAGGAUGAGGAUGAGAAUGAAGAUGAGUGUGAUGAAUAUGAAAAUGAAGAUGUUGGUGGGAUUGCGAUUGACAUUGAUGAUCAAAGAGUAACUAAAAGUGAGUUCUUGAAGCAAUUAAGUUCACAACCUCAACAAAUCUCUUGGAUUCAUUCAGCUGAGGACAAAAGCAACAACCAUAUUCAACUACCUGGUCUAAUAGAUGGCAAACUCAGAUCAAUUGAAUCGAAAAGAAAUGGUCGGGACAGGAGCCAGUUUGUGAAUUCUGUAUUGAAUCCAGUAGAGAAUCUCACUCAAUGGAAAGCAGUCAAAGCAAGAGCAGCCCCACCUAAGCCCCUCAGAAAGGAGAAUAAUGCAUUACAACAAGAACCACAAACACCCUUUGAUUUGGAGACAGGUUCCAAUCUGUAUCCUUCCAGUUUAGGACAAAAUCACAGUCAAUUGGAGCCUUUACUGCAAGAGGUUGCUGUUAAUGCGAGCCUUUCAAACUGGUUGGCCUCGCUAAACCCUAAGGAAUCCAAGGCUAGCAGCAUUUCUGUCGAGAAUGUUCCACCAAAGAGUAGCAUAUCUGAUAAGUCAUGUUUACAGGAAGGCAGAGAAGAUACUCCAAGUUUAGAAAUCACCGACUUUAAGGGCUAAUUGUUGGUGGAAAUAUAGGAACAAAGCUUAUGGAUUCAAGCACAAGCAUACUGAACACGUUGUCAAAACCAAGAAGUGAACACUGGAAAUUCUGAGAAUAGAAGUGCAGCUGAAGUUGCUCCUAUUAAUCUUCCUAGUCUAUUCAAGUGUGAUACAAUAUGGGAUUUUGUUGUUUGGGUUUAUGUUUCUGAUUCUUUUAUUGUAUUCUGACUGUUCAUAACCAUAAUGAUUCUGGAUAAUUUUGUGCUGCUGAGUGCUGAUGAAGUGGCUUUGAUUGUUUGUUGUAUGCCUUACUAUUGCACAAAGAUUACUUAAUAUUUUGCAGUCAUUAAAUUUCUUCUGAAA